This is a messenger RNA of Helianthus annuus (common sunflower), 2616 nucleotides long. RefSeq lists its product as uncharacterized. The record is from RefSeq and is a predicted model, not a curated record. The transcript has 5 exons. Bases 1 to 2616 code for a protein of 871 amino acids. NCBI's taxonomy places the organism in Eukaryota, Viridiplantae, Streptophyta, Magnoliopsida, Asterales, Asteraceae.
AUGACUGAGGAGCAUCAGGAGGCUGUUUCUUCAGAGGAGGGUCCUGUUCCCGUUCUCAAGUGGGAUCUUGGACUGUUUGAACAGAUUGUUCGGAGUUUCCGUUUUCCACCGGAGUGGGAUGCUCGGUACCAGGCUCAGGGCCAGACUGCAGCCGAUGCACCGCCGGGUUACAUCACAUUGUAUGAAGACCUUUUUCUUCAAGGUAACUUUAGGUUACCGGCGACGAACUUCAUGGGGAGUAUAUUGCACCAUUACAAUUUCCAUCUUUCUCAGAUGAGCCCUCCUGGGAUGAUUAGGGUUCGUCACUUUGAGUUUUUAUGCCGAUCUCAUGGCAUCGAGCCAACUGUCGAGAAGUUCCGUGCCUUCUACCAACUGCAACGGAAGAUGGGUUUCUUCUCCUUUGCCAGUCGUGGUGCUGCAAAGAAGAUCUUGUUAAACCCCCCAAAGAACUUCCACGACUGGAAACCUAAAUUCUUCUUCAUUCGGGAAGAGGUGCUUCCGAUUGCCAUGCCUUUCAGAGACUGGACUGAGCCCGUGUUGAAGGAAGAUCUUCCAAUCCCCAAGCAAGCAUUGUGGUAUCAACAAUUAACCCCUACCCCGAAUGGGGUAUUUGGGGAAAAUGUGUUGGUGGCCGCGCGGAUGAGUGACCAGUGGUCACCAGACAGCAAAGAGGUGCCUGUCUUGAAGAUUGGCGAUCAAGAGGCGCAACUAUAUCAAGCGGCAUUCGCCACGUUCGGUGGUUCUAUGGGCGUGCGCCCACUGCGUGAGGACGAGGAGAGUUGGUACGAGCAAAUCAGAGGCAAUUUUAUGUACCCUGUUGCUGAUGCCUUUACCUCGCCGCCUACCGCGACUGAAGGUGCGCAAUUCCCUAAACCUCGUCCUUUGCGCUCUGUGACUUCCGCUGAGAAAGAGGUUGUCUAUCUUUCCAGCGAGGAGUCUGUAGGGUCUUCAAACGGCGAGUUAAGUUCGUGGUCUAACAUCUUUGCAGGCUUAUCGCGCACAGCUAAGACAAAGACUGGAGCGGGUAGCUCAAAGAGCUCUGGAAGCGCGGGUUCUCGUAACCCCGAUGCUGGCGCGACCCCUUCGGUGCAUGAAGAAGAGGAAACUGAAGAAGAAGAUGCUGCUGCCCAGUUGGUCGGCAGAAAGAGAGUUAGGAGCGAGACCACAGCUGGUGUGGCCUCUGCGCCGAUUGUUGAUGUGAUUCCCUUGGUUGGGAAAACGAGCAAACUGCGCUCUCUGUACAAGUUCUCUCCUGAGAUCAAGAAGAAGACCCCUGAGAAGGGUGUCAAGUUUACUGAGCCAGAGCCGAAGAGGCCGAAGAUUACUAUCAAGUCUUCUCAGACUGCUGGUGGUGCGUCUGCUAAAGAGAAGAAUGUUGCUGAACAAGACGUGGCGAAGGCUGUUGAGGCGCAGCGGGAGGCUGAGGAACGUCGGAAGAAGGAGGAAGAGAAAAAGAAGAAAGCUGAGGAAGAUAAGAAGAAAAAGGCUGAGGAGGAGAAAAAGAAGAAGGCUGAGGAGGAGAAGAGGUGCGAAGAGGCGAAGAGGAAAAGGGCCUUCGAGUUGGAGAAGGAGCGGGAACAGAAAAAGGCUAUGGAAAAACCUGUCAAUGUUCAGGAGUUUGAAGUCGUUAGGGGCUAUGAGAGGAGGCAAGAGCCUGAAGUUGUCAAACCUACCCACCCCGCGCAUGCUGAGACCCAUGACCGUUCAAAGAUACUUACUUCCAAGGGGUCGAGUCGGUAUACUUCCAGUGGCGCGAGUUCUGGUGGAGCUGGGGGCUAUAACCCAAAUGUCAUUGGGGCGAAGGACACCGUCGGUGAUAUAUAUUAUAAGAGUUACACCGAGGAAGAACGUGGUGACGCUCCUCACCAGGCUCCCUGGAGUUUGAAGCAAAAGGACACUUUUCAGGAAUUCGGGCCCUGCCACGAUUGGUUCUUAAACUCUUUCACUCCUGGCGAGGUUAACCGGCAAAGGGCGAAGACCCAUGAAAUGUUGUACCGAACUUACGUGCUUGGGGAAGCCAAUGCUCGCGCCGCUAAUCAUCAGAUAGUUCGUGAGUGGCGAACGAUGGUUAGGGAGCGGGCGGAUUGGGAGGGUUACCGCGAACGGAUGCUGAAACGUAUCACCGAAUUUGAAAAGUCCAAAGCUGCCUUUGAUGAGGAGAAGGCCAAGUUUGACGCAGAUAAGAAGGCAGAGGAAUGGGCGCGCGAGGGCCUGAAAAAUAAACUACAAGCUGCUGAGCAGCAACUGGCCAAGGAGAAGGCCGAGUUUAAGCGCAUAUGCGAGAAAGAUAAUGAGCGCGCGUUCGCAGCUCGGAAUAAGAUUGUUGAUCUUGAAGCUAAGAUUGUGGAGCUUACUGCGAGGGUUGAGGAUGCACAAGCUGAAAAGGCUGCCAAGCAGCAGAUUGAGGUUGAGUUGACUGAUGUGAAGGUGCAAUUGUCCAGCAAGGAUAAAGAUCUCUAUGCCAAGGAUGUUGAGAUCGCUGAGCUUAAACGCCGCCUGAAUGAGCAGAUUAAUAGAUGCGAGUCCUUGGAGAUCGACCUCGAGGCAGAAAGAGUUAAGGCUGCCACUGCUGAAGAGGCGCGUGCAGUUAGUGCCGCCGCUCUUAAUGGAGCGUAG